ACCGGCUGUACCUGUAGGACAUAAAGUGGAGUUGGGACUUGAAGGCAACGUUUGGCUGUGGGCCAGUGAUGCCGGACACAUUCACACUCAUAAAGAACCGGACAGAACCACGGCUGGGACAGCCGGAGCGCACACUGGCCACAGUUGGGAGUGCCCGCCCGACCUGGGUCAUAGCAGUCCUGGCCGGUGUAUUGAUCUUCACCACGGUGGUGGAUGUGCUGGGGAAUCUGCUGGUGAUCAUAUCGGUGUUUAGGAACCGCAAGCUGAGGAACUCUGGGAAUGUGUUUGUGGUGAGUCUGGCAUUUGCUGACCUUGUAGCAGCCUUUUACCCCUACCCACUGGUUCUACAUGCUCUCUUCCAUGAUGGAUGGGCACUUGGAAACACCCAGUGCAUGGUCAGCGGUUUUCUUAUGGGGCUGAGUGUCAUCGGAUCCAUUUUCAACAUCACCGGUAUUGCAGUGAACAGAUACUGCUACAUCUGUCACUCAUUCUCCUACAGUCGGCUGUACAGCUAUCGCAACACUAUGCUGUUUGUUGCCUUAAUUUGGCUGCUCACAAUAGUGGCCAUUGUCCCUAAUUUCUUCGUUGGCUCCCUACGUUAUGAUCCUCGAGUCUAUUCCUGCACCUUCGCCCAGAAUGUCAGCAGUUCUUACACAGUGGCAGUAGUGGUGGUUCACUUUCUGGUUCCCAUUGCGGUGGUUACCUUUUGUUAUCUCCGCAUCUGGGUACUUGUCAUUCAGGUGCGGCGUAAAGUGAAGGCUGAGGAGAGCCCUCGCCUGAGACCAAGUGACUUGCGGAAUUUUAUCACCAUGUUUGUUGUCUUUGUGCUGUUUGCCAUCUGCUGGGCCCCGCUCAACCUGAUUGGCUUGGCAGUGGCCAUAGAUCCAUCCCAUGUGGCUCCUCGUAUCCCUGAGUGGCUUUUUGUGGUCAGCUACUUCAUGGCCUACUUCAAUAGCUGUUUGAAUGCCAUCAUCUAUGGCUUGCUCAACAAGAAUUUCAGGAAUGAGUACAAGCGCAUCAUCUCCUCUGUCUGGGUGACUCGGCUUUUUGUGACAGAAACUUCGCGAGCUGCCACGGACGGCAGGAGCAUGAAGAGCAAGCAAUCACCACCACCGCCACUCAACAACAACGAGUCAGACAGAGAUCGCAUAAACAAAAUAUGAAAUCUGGAUCUCUGGGCCUGUUAAAUGGUAAUUCCUGGUUUUAUGUGACCUUUUGUGCAGCUAAAGAGUAACUGGUGAAACUAGGAUACAUAUAGCUUGGUUUUCCUUUGGUAGACAUCAAAUAUCAGGGUGCAAGCGAACAUGUUACUACCAUUAAUAUGUUUUUAUAUUUUGGAUAAAGAUAAAAGUUUAACAACUUUGUUAAAGUACUAAAUGAGGAUGAGUUUACAAGUUUCCUCUGUGAUUUGCACCCAUUAUUGAUAAUUUGCCCUGUGAGAACUGAGCUGUGCUUUACAGUUUCAUGUUGUUCUCUAAAACAAUCCAAAUUAUACAUUAAUAUUACAUUAAAAUGUAAUAUCCUUUAAUGUCAGUUCCUUUAGUACCUACACCUUCCUUUAGUAACUUCAAAAGCCUCAAACAGCUUGCCUCUAGAUGGCUAAAUGCCUGAAGAGGAGAACAUGAUGUCUGUUUAUCUGCCUGUAAUGUACAAUAACCAUCUGAUGGGUUUUUAACAUGGUGACAUCGAAGUGGUCAGAAUUGCACACUAAGCUUAAAUGCGGCAGCAGCACAUACUUCAUGCUGCCUCAUCUGAUCCUCUCAUAUAGCAAAGAGAAAGAAACAAAAAACUUCAAGCAAAACUAACGCCAAACUAUGUAAGAUGUGCUAAUCAACAUGGUUGUUUCAGUUUUUGAAAGUCCCAAAACAACUGGUGCAUGAGAUGAAGCAGGCAGAGGACACCUCCAUACACACAGCAUCUGCUAUUGCUGCUGUAUCCAUCAGUUUUUAUAUCACCUGUGCUUCUCAGCUGCUGCAGUUUGACCAUUAAAUAACUUUACUGCCAUACCAAUUUACAGGACAGCUUUGAUCCUGUCUUUCAAAUAAAAUAUGUUUUCCAGCAAUGAGCAAAAACAAUGCAAAAUAAAGAAAAAUAACCAGCUUAAUUCCAGGAAGAGUAAAUGUUGACUACUGACAUUAUUCUUCAAACGUUUGUAAUUUCCAGUCUGAUGUCAAUAAAUCAUAAUAUAGUUAAUUGAAUACAUUAGAUGAUGCCUCUAAGUACCUAAUUUACUGUGCUGGGGGUGCACUAUGAGCUUCAUACAGAGCACAAAAACAAUAUCAGCACACUGUAUACUGUGCCACUCUUUGCAGAUGUUUAAUAAAAAAUGUCAAUA
Messenger RNA from Monopterus albus (swamp eel), 2335 nucleotides. RefSeq names its product melatonin receptor 1Bb (gene mtnr1bb). The record is from RefSeq and is a predicted model, not a curated record. Gene Ontology annotation, biological process: G protein-coupled receptor signaling pathway. NCBI's taxonomy places the organism in Eukaryota, Metazoa, Chordata, Actinopteri, Synbranchiformes, Synbranchidae. Gene Ontology annotation, molecular function: melatonin receptor activity. The transcript is spliced from 4 exons. Gene Ontology annotation, cellular component: plasma membrane. Bases 69 to 1163 code for a protein of 364 amino acids.